This is a messenger RNA of Fusarium verticillioides 7600, 1526 nucleotides long. RefSeq lists its product as hypothetical. The record is from RefSeq and is a predicted model, not a curated record. The coding region runs from base 1 to 1281 and encodes 426 amino acids. Lineage: Eukaryota; Fungi; Ascomycota; Sordariomycetes; Hypocreales; Nectriaceae. The transcript is spliced from 3 exons.
AUGGACCUACAACUGGACACAGAAAUACGAAGUGUUCUCAAAUUAGUCCGUGGCUCCUUUUUGCGCACAAAUGAAACGCCUCUCGAAAAAGCCAUUCAAGAACUCAAAAGGGUCACUGAGUCCGCUCAGAAUGCGACAGACACUAAUUACUCCAAGCGGCUGCUCGAUGAGAAGCUCAAGAGGCUCGGUGACUUUCCAGACCGCAAACAGUUCAAGGAGAUGAAGCAGCAACUCAACAGCCACUCCAAAUACCUGGAGGGUUUGGAGACAAAGUCAAAGAAACCGCGCAAGAGAAGCAUCAAGCUCCAAAGCAAUAAACUUCCGAAGCAUCCUCAAAAGCCCGUCAUUCCGGCACGAAAAGGGUUCACGCGCAGAGGCGCCAACAAAAAGAAGACUCUCAACACUGAUAGUCGAAACCUGCGUCUCGAGCGCACCAAGCGACAGCUUGAGAAGGAAAAUGUUUCAGCGCUUUAUGAAACGAGCAGACUGCGACAAGAGCUCCGAAAGGAGAAGAGGGCCCUGGCUAAAGAACGAUCUGAGAAUGCUCGAAAGAGCCUGGAGAUUGAUCUCUUGAGGAGCGACAACAAUAAUGCUUAUCAGAACCUGGACGAGAGCAAGACCGCUCUCAAAGAGGCUCAAGAGCGAUGUCGUGAGCUUGAAGCUUCUCUGCAAUCACAGAAUGAGGCCACUCAGACAGCGCAAGAUCCAUACACUGGAGAAUCCCCCACCACCUUAGACGAAAGCUUCGAUGAGGCUGGUGAUCUAGGUGAUAUGCUACCCUCAACACCGUGCUCUCCUGUCGGAAACAAAUCCAACGAGCAUGUGCAAAACAUUGCCACACCGCCACCAAGCCAAAAACGCCGCUCUUCGAUCAGGGCUCGCGCCGCAACACCACCAGAGACCCCUGCAGCUGGCCCUUCGAAUAGCAUUAUAUUGCUCGCUGAUUGUUUCCCAGUCGUGGAAGACGAAAACUUUGAUCUCGAGACGGAGGAGAUCAUGAUUGAUCACUUGAAAUCCGACAGAGUCUUCAGGCGCUUCAAAGAAUUCCUGAAGUCAGGGCAUGAGAACUCAUGGUUCUGUGUUGAAGAUAUCGUCAAGUAUGGAUACAGCUUUGGUUCAUGGAAUGACAACAUCUGUGAGAACGGGGAGCAUGAUGGUGUUCGCUGCAGGCAGGUCAAGGUUACUGUCGUUGAUUCUACCAGGCAUCUUUGCUUCAAACGCGAUGAGAGAGCGUGUGCGAACUCCUGGCAGGGCUGGGACGGAGGCGAAAUGGGUUGGUAGGACAGUUGAUUUUUUGAGCCAUAUUGGGGGACAUAUCUGUUGGAAGUCGAGAUUUCUGGACGGUUAUGUACUGGUGGUAUAUCGCUGUUGUGGACAAUGGAAUGUUAGGCAUUGUCAUUUCAGGGGCUUCACUUAAUACCCCUAUGACACCCUUAGCCACCUCCCCAGAUGUAUUUGUUACAAUGAUCUCACAAAUACGAUGAGAGUAACUUGAAUUUGCGAAAUGACCUAUACAAAAUGCUGUA